AUGCCGCCGUCUGUCGGUGUCGCUUGUCUGUACAGCGGAGCCCCUGCUGUUGUUGGUGCUUCAUGCCUGAUCACGCUCGGGCUGGGAUUCGCGGUGCGGAACGCAGCUGCUGCCGCCCGCUCGGCGAUCUCUCUAUUCUCCGAUGGCAGCACGGCCGUGCUCCCUCUUACCCUCGCACAGUGGGCGUCCGCCGUCAAGGAUUGUGUUGCCGGUGCUGUGUACCCGGAGACGUCCUGCGACCACGACGUGCACCAAGACACCUCGAAGGCGGGCGCGUCCUCGCCAACAUCCUGCGCACGUACGGCGGAACGCCUUCCGCUCGAGCCCUCAUCUUCCGCCCGGGCGCAGAUGUGA
Messenger RNA from Trametes versicolor FP-101664 SS1, 354 nucleotides. RefSeq lists its product as uncharacterized. Bases 1 to 354 code for a protein of 117 amino acids. The record is from RefSeq and is a predicted model, not a curated record. Lineage: Eukaryota; Fungi; Basidiomycota; Agaricomycetes; Polyporales; Polyporaceae. The transcript has a single exon.